Chenopodium quinoa (quinoa) is the source of this 3239-nucleotide messenger RNA. RefSeq names its product ultraviolet-B receptor UVR8-like. Bases 348 to 1727 code for a protein of 459 amino acids. The transcript is spliced from 5 exons. The record is from RefSeq and is a predicted model, not a curated record. NCBI's taxonomy places the organism in Eukaryota, Viridiplantae, Streptophyta, Magnoliopsida, Caryophyllales, Amaranthaceae.
ACAAGUGAAUAGUGUAAAAGUUCUAAUGGUGCAAUAAAAUAAAAACGGAGGAAGUAUUAUUUUGAAGCGAGGAGAUUGAAUAUAGCUAAGCAGCGGGGCGUAAGUGGCUAGAAACGUUAAUCGUGUAAGUUUGGACCGCGAGUGUUCCUCUGAAAUUGUAGGCAAUUUCUGUGACUUGCUCGGCAAACUGGGCAUUCCAACUUCUUCAUUCGCAUUCCAUAGCUUAGGUUGCUUUGUUGCCGAAUUUUCAAUUUGAGAGGCCUGCUAUAUGAACACAAAUGGAUAAACAUACUAGAUAUUGAGACAUCAGUAUGGUCCUGCUGCUGCUAGUUUAGACUAGCUUAGAUAUGGCACAUAAUUUAAAACUUAAUGAGAUGAUGCAGUUUCUUUGGAAGAGAAGUGUGGCUCCUGCUUUUGUUUCAAGAUGUAGGAGCUUUAGUAGCGGAGUUACUGGAAAUGGUAGCUCAUUGUUUUCUGUCAUGAGUUUUGGGGAUGGCAGUCAGGGAGCUCUGGGCUUGCCGUCUUCCUUGAUUGGUGUUGGGGCUGAUGCUUAUGAACCAACUGUGGUACCUGGGCUCCCAGCUGAUGUUGUGAGUGUGAGCGCUGGGCAUUAUCACUCUCUUGCUGUGACAGCUAAAGGAGAGUUGUGGGCUUGGGGUAGAAAUGAUGAAGGUCAGCUCGGUAGAGGUCUUCUUGAACCCAGAUGUUCAUGGAACGAACCAAAGCUGGUGAAAGAAUUAGACAAUGUGAAAGUUCAAUCCGCAUUUGCAUCUGGGGUAAUAUCUGCUGCCAUUGGUGAUGAUGGCUCUAUAUGGACAUGGGGAAGAUCCAAGCGUGGGCAGCUUGGGCAUGGGAAAGGAAUAACAGAGUCUCUUGUGCCAUCCAAAGUCAAAGCACUCACUGGAGAACAUAUAACCAAGGUAUCACUUGGUUGGGGACAUGUGCUUGCUCAAACAAUUGAUGGAAAGUUGUUUGGCUGGGGUUAUUCAGCAGAUGGAAGACUUGGAAGAUUGGGAGAGACUGUCAAAGCCUCGCCCUUAGAUUCAAGUGCAGAAUUACCUGGAAGGCAUGAGAUGACCUCCUCUGAAGCCCUAGAUGUUGCUGAGAAACUUGUCUUGGAAAGUAUGGAGAAGGAAAAGGACAUGCCAAUUGUGUGGGAACCACAUUUAAUAGAAGAACUACAUUCCAUUUCAGUGACUGAUAUAUCCUGUGGCCUUGAUCACUCCUUACUCAUCUGCCGUGAUAACACCAUACUAAGCGGGGGCAGUAACAUCUAUGGUCAGUUAGGCAGAGAAAAUCAAGGCCUAAGGUUUUUUCCAGUUGACAUCAGCUUCCGUCCACUGUCAGUCGCAUGUGGGCUAGGACAUUCCCUUGCAAUCUGUGAAAUUCCUGCAUCAGAGGAUGGCAAUGAUUUCAGGAAAGCUGUAUAUUCUUGGGGAUGGAAUGGGAGUUCUCAGCUUGGAAGGCCAGGCCAUGAGAGCAAACCAUUAGCAGUGGAAAGUUUAGCCGAGGAGAUUCCUACAGCUGUUUCUUGUGGCCGUGUGCAUUCGCUUGCUGUCACUGGCAACGGGCAGUUGUGGGUUUGGGGUUGUGGUAAAAAUGGGAGGCUUGGCUUAGGCAGCUCAUUUGAUGAAUCAGAGCCAGCCUUAGUUGAUAUUGAGCAGUACAAAGUUGUUCAAGCUGUAGCAGGUUUUGAUCACACUCUGCUCUUGGUUGCUGAAUCAUGAGCUAAUUUGCAGGUUUUGGCAUUUUGUUUUUGAUUUCAGGAACUAUUCAGAGGCUUGAAUCGAUUUGCUGCUUGGAGAAAUCAAUUGGUUAUCGAUAGCAAGAUCAACCUUCCCUUCUCCUGACAGUCUUCCUAAACUGAGCCACACUUUUUUUAACUGUUACUGUCCCCUUGUCCUGCUUAUACGAUAGAUGCAUCAUCAUCUGUGCUAAGCAUAAAUCUUGAAGGUUUUAGUCUUGAACACAUAUUUUCCAGAAGAAGAAUUUGCAUUUAAAUAGUGACUAGAAGGAUGAAAAUAGGCUAGAAAAUUCUUCUACAAAGGUUUCUGAUGCAAGGUUAAAGUUGAUGCUUGAUUUUUUUUUUUUUCCUUUCUCAUUUAAGGUAUUUCUUUUCAUUGUCAAUGAGAACAAACACUUCCAAAAAUUCCUUUUGAUUUCCUGACAUAAUGUUAACUAGAAUCAUUUGAGCAGGGUAUAAAACACAAUUUGAAGUGACGAUUUAUACAGGUAGGGAUGGCAAAGGGGAUGGGUAUGAUAUCAUAUCUCCCAUACCCACCUAAAAUUUCUAUACUCCGCCAUGAUAGGUACAUACCAAAUAUCCCCACCCGCCUAAAUGAGUAUAAACCUCAAUCCGCACCCCCUCUAUUCUCCAUUUGGAUAGUAUUGCCUAUCGAUUACAUAUUUACAUCCCUAUAGCCAGCUAUUAUUUGCCUAUUGGAAUCAUUAUUCCUUCAUUUCUUAUGUUGUAUAAGUAAGAUCAAUGGAAAUGCAGGGUGUAAACAAAUAAAUGUUAGUUUUAAUAAACACUAGUAUUCAUCAUUAUUUUGACAAAGGAGUAUUCAUAAUUAUUACUUCCCAUAGAUUCAAUUAAUAGAACACUUUUUAUUUUUGUCCAUUCUACUACUAUAUUGAUUGCAAUAUUCUAAUUUGACAUUGAAUCUCUAUAUGUGCCGUUUAUGUUUUUCCUAUUGACCUAUCAAAAAUUAGUUAUUGUUCUGUCUUUCUAUCUAUCUACACCCAACAACUAAAUGACCCUGCUCCACAUUAUAUCAAAUAUAUUAUUAUAAGAUUAACAACAACCAAUUUAACAAUUUUGUUUGUCAUCGUUUUUUGUCUUUUUUUUUUUUUUCAAAAUCAGGAAACAAGAAAAAGAUGUGUUCACUUUUCUAUUCAUUUUAAGUGGGCCCACGUGCUGGACAUUCUCGUCGGAAAAUGCAAAUGGGUAGUGCUACUCUAACUUUUUAAAUUUAGGGGUAGUUUUUUUGAUAAAAUUUUUUAGUGGGUAGUUGUUUCCAAAUACCCCUAUUAAGCGUGUAGUUCCCGACAAUUUUUCAUUUUUUUGUCCUUUAUUAUUUUAUGCCUAUAUAAGGAAAGAUUAGGUACUAUGUGCAAAUACUGUUAAAUCUUUUAUUGUGUGCCAUAAGAUUGUGUUGCAACUCUUGUAAGUAAAUAAACUAAAAAAAUUAUAAAAUUUACUCCCUCCAUUUUUGAAUAUUUGACACGCUUUGAUUUUU